AUGAAUAAAGUACAAAGAUUGUCCAUUAUUUCUUCCCUCCUAGUAUUUCUGUGUUUUGUAAAUGUUCUUUGCUUAAGGAAUAAAAAUGGAACGAGUGCUUCAUCAUCUCUUGAAAAUGGAAGUGAAUUUUCUGAACGUUUAAAUAAAAGUUUUUCCUCAUUCAUUUCUGAAUCUGCAUCAGUUGAAGAAAUAGGAAAUGAAAUAGCCGAUAACAUUGCCAAUGAAAUAAUUAGUGCAUUGCAAAAGGAUUCAGUAUCAUUUUUACAAAGUGGAUUUGACAUUAAACGUCAAUUAAAAGAAAAUGCUAAAGUGGUGUUAAAGGAAGUAUUAAAACAAGGAUUGGAACCAAUAGAAAAUAUAGUAGCUGAUGCUGUUAAGCCACCACACACUAACCCGCAAGUAUAUCAUUUAUUAUCUCCAGUAUUGAAAACUCUCUUUAAUAGAAUGGAACAAGCAGUGCACGUAAACGUGCCUGAUGCGAUAUGGGAUUAUGAAACAGAGGAACCAUACGAAGGGGAAGAAGUUGAAGGUCAAUAUUCAGAUGAUUUUUUUAAUUAA
Molecule: messenger RNA, 558 nt
Organism: Plasmodium malariae
Lineage: Eukaryota; Apicomplexa; Aconoidasida; Haemosporida; Plasmodiidae
Gene: CelTOS
Product: cell traversal protein for ookinetes and sporozoites, putative
Exons: 1
Coding region: 1-558 (185 amino acids)
Source: RefSeq, a predicted model, not a curated record